Messenger RNA from Vigna radiata var. radiata (mung bean), 666 nucleotides. RefSeq names its product ankyrin repeat-containing protein At2g01680. The transcript has 3 exons. Bases 1 to 666 code for a protein of 221 amino acids. The record is from RefSeq and is a predicted model, not a curated record. Gene Ontology annotation, molecular function: protein binding. Lineage: Eukaryota; Viridiplantae; Streptophyta; Magnoliopsida; Fabales; Fabaceae.
AUGGAUGGGAGAAUGAUUAAAGCUGCACCCACAGGAAACGUUGACGAACUUGAAAGGUUGAUGAGAGAAGACACAUUGGUGCGGGAUAGUGUUGCCUUGCUUGGAGCUCAAACUCCUCUACACAUUGCAUCACUGUGUGGUCACGUUUCUUUCUUUCGUACAACAAAUAUUGAAACUGAAGAAGCAAUUUGCGGCAGGGAUGGAACCCUUCCUCUCCACUGUGCCUCUCUCAAAGGAAGGAUCCAUGUUAUGACGGCGUUGCUCUCUGCUGCUCCACUCACUAUUCGAGCAAAAACCUCCAGAGGGGAAACUCCGCUUCAUAUUGCUGUAAAAAAUUACCAAUUUGAUGCAGUUAAGUUUCUGAUGAAGUACGCCAAGACAUUGAAGAUGGAAAGAGGAGUGCUGAAUGACAAAGACAAUCAAGCAAAUACUGUCUUGCAUCUCGUUGCGUCAAUGAAGCAAUACCAGAUACUUGAUAUAGUCUUGGGUGAGGAUGAUGUUGCGAUGGUGGUGAAUUCGGUGAACGAGAGAGGAAUGACCCCUCUUGAUCUUACGUUAGAAGUCGGUGAUUUAAAUAUUUACAAAUGCCUUGUGAAAGCAGGAGCUAAGAGUGGAAAGGACAUUGAGAAUGAGAAUGAAAUCAGUGUUCCUAUAAGGAACUGCUGA